Molecule: messenger RNA, 3196 nt
Organism: Anarrhichthys ocellatus (wolf-eel)
Lineage: Eukaryota; Metazoa; Chordata; Actinopteri; Perciformes; Anarhichadidae
Product: A disintegrin and metalloproteinase with thrombospondin motifs 8
Exons: 9
Coding region: 212-3046 (944 amino acids)
Biological process (GO): proteolysis; extracellular matrix organization
Molecular function (GO): zinc ion binding; metalloendopeptidase activity
Source: RefSeq, a predicted model, not a curated record
CGCGGCGGUGCUGGUGAGAGGUACAACAAGGGCUUAGCUUGGUUAAGGAAUUAGAAACGACAACUCAGACGGACUGAAAUUAAAUACCAGACACACGUUGACUGGCUGGGGGGGGAAACAACGCGUAAUUUGUAGAGAUCUCUGAUUUAAGGAGAUUCGUAUUCGGGACAUAGGCCUACAUUGUAAUAAAAAAACCUUUUCAUUGCAGAAGAUGCGUUCCACUGUGUGUUUCACCUUCUCACUCCUGUGCGUAAUGAGCGCGGCGCUUUCCACCCCGUUUGAGUCUGAGGAUGUUGUACCUGUUCGGAUAAACGCGAGAAUCAGCGGCCGCUUUUGGAAAAGAAGCGAGGAACAGCCAAGAUUUACCCUCAGCGCAUUUGGCAAGGACUUGACCCUGAAUCUUAUCCCAGACAACGGCUUCCUCGCGCCGUCCUUCACCGUACAGCGCGUCAGAGCCAGAGACGUUGGUGCUUUACGCAGCGUCUCAGGUGCCCGUCCCGUCGCGGAUCUCCAGACGGAGGAGAGCGGAGGACAGCUGAGGGGUUGCUUCUACUCAGGGAUCGUGGAUCACGACCAGAGCUCGGUCGUGGCUGUCAGUUUGUGCUCCGGCAUCUUCGGUUCCUUCAUAACGGAGGGGAAAGAGUAUUUCAUUGAGCCCAAACUUCGCGGGGGCCUGGGGCCAGACUCUGCAGAGCAGCUGCAUGUCAUCAAGAGGAGGACAUACACCAAAAGUCACGGUGUUCCCCUCCUGUUUGAUUACCCGGCGACGGCGGCGGCGGAGGCGAAGCAAAAUGGGGAAACUUUUACGCACGGUGACGGUGACGCACGGAGGGAACCUCGCCGGAGACGCUUUGUUUCCGCGCCUCGGUUCAUAGAGACAAUGGUGGUGACGGAUUCAACCAUGACCCACUUCUAUGGAGAUGAAAUAAAGCAAUAUGUUCUGACCCUGAUGUCGAUGGCUGCCCAGCUUUACAAGCACCCCAGCAUAAAGAACUCGGUGAACAUGGUGGUGGUGAAGAUGUUGGUGGUGGAGGACGAGGAGGUCGGCCCGCAGGUCUCCAGCAACGGAGGUGUGGCUCUGAGGAACUUCUGCUCCUGGCAGCAGUUCUUCAACCCACCGAGCCAGAGGAAUCCAGAGCACUACGACACGGCCAUGCUCUUCACCAGAGAGGACAUCUGCGGACAGAAGAGCUGCGACACGCUGGGCGUUGCCGAUGUCGGGACGAUGUGCGACCCCAAGAGAAGCUGCUCGGUUAUCGAGGACAACGGCCUGCAGGCCGCCUUCACAGCUGCACACGAGCUCGGUCAUGUGUUAAGCAUGCCUCACGACGACUCCAAGACCUGUGAGAGGCUGUUUGGAGAUCUGGGAGGACAUCACCUGAUGGCUCCUCUGUUUGUCAGCCUCAACAAGACGGCGCCUUGGUCUCCCUGCAGCGCUCUGUACAUCACGGAGUUCUUUGACAAUGGACACGGGGACUGCCUGCUGGACAUCCCAGAGAGCACCAUGCCGUUACCGAGAGAGCUGCCAGGCACCAAGUACAGCCUGGACCAGCAGUGCCAGCAGAUGUUUGGAGAGGAGUUCGUCCAAUGCCCCAACUCCUCAGACAGUGAUGUCUGUAGCCAGCUGUGGUGUCAGGAGGACGGGACGCUGCAGUGCUCCACCAAGAACGGCAGCUUGCCCUGGGCCGACGGCACCCCCUGCAGCCGCAACGGGACCUGCCUCCACGGGGCGUGCAUGCCGACCCAGGAGGUGAUGCAGCCACUGGUGGCUGUGGACGGCGGCUGGAGCUCGUGGGGGCCGUGGCAGCGGUGCUCCAGAACAUGUGGAGGCGGGGUGGAGUUCUCAUACAGGGAGUGCACUGACCCGGUGCCUCUGAACGGAGGGAGGUACUGCGAGGGACAGAGGGUCCAGUACCAGUCCUGCAACACGCAGCCCUGUGACGACAACGACGGAAAGAGCUUCAGAGAGGAGCAGUGUGAGAAGUACAACAGCCCCAGCUACCUGGACUUCAGCGGGAACAUGAAACAGUGGAUCCCAAAGUACGCCGGUGUUUCUCCCAGAGACAGAUGUAAGCUGUUCUGCAGGGCCAGAGGCAGCAGCGAAUUCAAGGUGUUUGAAUCCAAGGUGAUCGACGGGACGACCUGCGGCCCCGACACCACAUCGGUGUGUGUCCAAGGCCAGUGUGUGAAGGCCGGCUGCGACCAGGUGAUUGGAUCCAACAAGAGGGUGGAUAAGUGUGGAGUGUGUGGAGGAAGUGAGCUCACCUGUAGAAAGAUCACCGGCUCGUACAACAAAGCAACUUAUGGAUACAGCGACAUUGUCACGAUCCCUGUUGGCGCUACUAACAUUGACAUCAAACAGCGGAGCCACAGGGGAAUCAAACAUGACGGGAACUACCUGGCCAUAAAGAGGCAGAGCGGCGGUUACAUCCUCAACGGUAACUUCUCCGUGUCCACGGUGGAGCAGGACAUUCCCGUGCUGGGUGCCGUGCUAAAGUACAGCGGAUCCUCCACCACGCUGGAGAGGAUCCAGAGCUUCAGGCAGCUGAGGGAGGUCAUCACCAUCCAACUCCUCGCCACUGCCGGGGACGCCAACCAUCCCAAGGUCAAAUAUACUUUCUUCAUCCCCAGAGAUGUGACCUUCAACAAAUCCAAGGAGAGGAAGGGCUCGUCGCUGUCCUUGCAUAUGAUCCAUCCGUUCGGUGUGCCCGACUGGCUGCUGGGGGAGUGGUCUGAGUGCUCCAAGAGCUGUGGCUCCGGGUGGUCCAGGAGGAAUGUUGAAUGCCGUGACAGCGCGGGCUUCCUGUCCAGCCAGUGCGACAAAGACCUGAAGCCCGUGGACAUCAGGCCCUGCGGGGAUCUGCCGUGCCCCAUGUGGCAGAUGGGACCUUGGUCUGUCUGCUCGCGAACUUGUGGCCAGGGGGAGCGCCGCCGCAGCGUCUUCUGCAUAGACUACACGGGGAAGACUGUUGAACCAGAGAAGUGCGAUGCAAACAAAAUCCCAGAGCCCGUCUUCGGAGAAUGUCUCAACCAAGAGUGCUUAUGAGGAACAUCAGUAGAGUGAACUUUCCGUUUUUUGGUCCGACUGCACUUACCAAGCAAUGGAUGGAUUACUGAAUGGGCACACUGGGCACAGGCCAAAGUGUCGGCGGCAGAGACACAAAACAACCACAAAGAGACAAAAAACUACCACAAA